Molecule: messenger RNA, 2321 nt
Organism: Linum trigynum
Lineage: Eukaryota; Viridiplantae; Streptophyta; Magnoliopsida; Malpighiales; Linaceae
Source: the annotation of a GenBank genome assembly
GUCGGCCCAAAUUAGCAAGCCCGAGAUGGCAAGUCCAAAAGAGUAUUAUAAUAGGCUGCGCCAAGUCCUUUAGGGUUUUCUACUAUUAGUACAGACUUUGCUAAUAUAACUCUCCAACUCUGAAGAGCUUCAGCGCCGUCUGCGAGAGAGAGAGAGAGAGAGACAGAACGUGAGAGAGAAAACCCUAAGCAAAGGCAGCCAUGUCGCUCGUUGCUAAUGAGGAGUUUCAGCACAUUCUUCGUGUCCUCAACACCAAUGUUGAUGGCAAGCAGAGGAUCAUGUUCGCCUUGACCUCCAUCAAGGGUAUCGGGCGCCGCUUCGCCAACAUCGUCUGCAAGAAGGCCGAUGUCGACAUGAACAAGAGGGCCGGGGAGCUUUCUGCGGAUGAGAUCGAUAAGCUGAUGACAAUUGUUGCUAACCCUCGCCAGUUCAAGAUCCCAGACUGGUUCCUCAACAGGCAGAAGGACUACAAAGAUGGGAAGCACUCCCAGGUUGUCUCCAAUGCACUGGACAUGAAGUUGAGGGAUGAUCUUGAGAGGCUUAAGAAGAUCAGAAACCACCGCGGGCUGCGUCACUAUUGGGGCUUGAGAGUCCGUGGACAGCACACCAAGACCACUGGUCGUAGGGGAAAAACUGUUGGUGUGUCCAAGAAGCGAUAAGCUGCUCCCAAUUUUCUGUGUUUGAUCCGAUGUUCUGAUGUUUUUGUUGUUUUGAGACCAAGUAGGGUUAUCUAUAUGGUUUGAGUAUUCAGAGUAUUGAUACAUGUUUCUGUGGUCUGUUGAAUGAAUUCUAGAGGACUAGUUUCGUUGAAGUUAGUAUCCAUGUUUUUCUAUGAAUGUGAAACCGCCACAAUACUUUGCUUCUGUGUUAUCUCAAUUUUAUCGUAAGGUUGUUGUGUUCUUUCUUGUCACUUCGAUCUGACAUUUCCAAACACAGAAUUGUGGCUCAUUUAUGAUUCGACUUAUGUUUAGAGAAGGUUCUCAGGUUGCUUUCUGUGUUUUCCUGUGCUGAUCUUUCAUAAUCAUAGGGUUGAAUCAGGAUGCUGCAACCCAAUAGAGGAAUUGUUAUUGAUGCCUUUUUUUUUUUAUAGAAAAGGUAGACGGUCUCGUUCACAUUAAAAUAACGAUCAUGGAAAGUCCCCAAAACGUCAUGGCUGAGCCAUUUAACAAGGUCUCUAUCGCACACAUUGAAGCGAUGUGUGCCAAAAUUGAAAUCGUAAGUCUUGCUGGCCAAGUAAUCGUGAUAUUCGGCUUUAAUAUAUCGGAUUCUUGAACUUUAUGUGACUAUCCUAUGAUCUGUUUAAGCCGAUUGGUGCUAUUUUAAGGCUCGCUAACCCGAGAAUGGUUGAAAAACCAUUACUGCCUAGUGCCAUGAGUUUGAUAUGAUACAGGUGGAGAAAGCACGAAAAAGGAGCUAGUGCACAAGUAAUAAAUCGGGCUCGAAUUACAGGUGGACUACUCACUUGGGCUUAAGGCCCAGAGGAAUUGGACUUGGCUAGAGGAGGAGAUUAGGGGCCGGAAUAUUAAAAACAAAGAGGGAAGGAUCUGGACAAAGGUUUUUUGGAGUGGACGUGGAAAAUUCUUGGACUGGUGAAUUUUGGGCGGAUUGGGCUUUUGUGAAGUGGACACGAAAUUGCUGGGCGGAAACAAGAAUUGCAAAAGGGGAAUUGGAAUUAAGGAAGAGACGGAGGAAGUGAAAAUUCUCUGGAAGGGGGGAAUUAUUGUGUAGAAUUGAGAGGGCGGCACUUUUAUUUGUUGAGGAGCGGAUUCCUUUUGGGAAAAGGAGACGAAAAUUCUUGGAACAAAUAGAAAGCAGGCAGCAGCUGGAGGGUUUUUGGGAGGCGGUGAUUUAAUUGGAGGGCGAGAAUUCUCUGGAGGAAGAAAAAGGGCGCAGCGCAGUAAGAGCAAAGGCGAGCAGGCGAAUUUCGAUCAAUUUUUCUAAGGCUACCUGAGCUGAGUUCAACCAGAGCAAUUAGUUGGUUGGAUUUUCUAAACCGAACUAGUUGUUUAUUGUUAAUUUAGAACAUGAUGAACAAAACCCUAUCGAUUUAUCUCAAUUUCAUCAUGAACUAAACCCCAAUUUCUGGGGGAAACACCAUAGGAUGUAGCUAUUUCUUGAUUUGAUGGAUUGAUUUAUGAUUCUUUUCUUCCAAUCUCUAUUGCAUGGAAUUGCUUAAUGCUUUGUGUUGACUGGCCACCAAUACAACGAUUUGUAGUUAAUUAGGUUAUUAGCGACAGUGAAAUCCUAUUAACUGAACAUAUUUCAUGUGACAUAGUAACUUAUCGAAGCGACAGUGGAUUAAAUAAGGUGCUAUGCGGUCU